UUGUCUUCUUCUUUUACAAGGAAUGGUAACGAAGACGUGAAGAUAUGAAAUAACUCUGCGUUUGAACUAAAAUCAGGGUCAGAUAGAAAACAAAGUUGACUUAUCGUCAGGAAUCAGGAAGAAUUCUGCUCAAGGCUGAAGUGAAGUUCAGUGAACACUUACAAAGGUACAACAUUUCCUUACCAAAUUUACUUGUCUGUGACUGGGGUUUGUAGAACCACAUAGAUGGAGAAGCACAGGCAGGCGACAUACACUGGAAAAACCGACGAGGGGUGAAACGACGACAACACACAAACACGACAAACAAACAAAUCAGGAUACGCCUACGGAACGGCACCCAGAAUGGGCAAAGAGGACGGCAGAGCUAACGGAGGGGACAGUGGGAUGGGACGGAGCUCGGGUGAAGAGAGCAGCUCCAUGAGGUCGACCAGCGGGACAGACACCAUGACUCCUGAGAGCCGGGAGCUUCCCGCCAUCAAGAAAGGCUGGGAGAAGAGCACCACCAGCGACGAAGAAGGGAGCCGAGGACCAGGGGGAAAGUCCACCAAAGCCCCAGGAGCUGCCGCCAAGAAGGACGAGAUGGCCAAGCUGCAGAAGGAGUUGGACCAAGAGAUCCGAUAUAGGGCCACGAUGGAACAACUUUGGCUCAUCAAGAGAUACCUGGCCAGCAAGGAACUAGACACUAUCCAGUGGUCUGUUGGGGUAUUGCAGCAGAGUGUGGAUGAGCUCCAAAAGCAACUGGAAGCAGUUAACAAAGGAGAAGAUUUUGGCAGCGAAUAUAAACUACGAUACGAGACCCAGCUUGAGCUGAACGCCAAACUGGAAGAACAGACGGCUUGGUACGUCGACGAGAUCGAUAAGACGAAAGAAAAAAUGAAACAAGCCUACCAGAGGAUGAAGUACAGUCUUACGACUCUAUGCCAAGAAUUCGCCUACGACCAAGAUCUGAACGACUACACGGAGUUCGAGCUGCUUCGUCUGGUCAAAACCUUGGAGAGGGAGAGGAACAACCUCUAUGGAGAUUUGAGGAACAAGAGCUGGCUCCUGGAUAACCAGUCAAAGGAGUAUUAUCACCUGAAGGAGCUCAUCAAAGCCUACAGCGGCGACCUCUCCAUAGUGAACAGGUCCUUGGAGCACCUCUGGAGGCAAAGAAGUCUUCACCAGGACCGCGGCCUCGGAGGAGGCACUCCCGUCACUUCUCCAGGAGGUCUGAAAUGGAGAUCAUUCCUUGGUGUGGAUCCUUUUGAGAGCGGUCAAUCAGGCAUCCGCCCUUCCCAGCGUAUCCUAGACCCAAGAAAAGGUCCUAUCAGGAAGACCGCCGGAGUCCAUUCGCUUCCUAGAUUAGACCAGGAGGCUCUCGACUCUUACGACGAAUCUGCUUCCAGAAAAGCUCGUUCCAGGUACAGAGGAAAGAAAACCAGUCGGGCCAAAUCCCUGGAGAUGAGAAAAACCUCAUCUGCCGACAGUAAUGUUGUGAGUGAAAGUUCGUCGCCCUCGAACCAGAGCGGGAAGCCAAGAACAAAAUCGACCAAUGCCAUCAGCUUCAAGACUUCGCCCUCGGCCGUCUUCGAGGAGUCCUCAUACGAAGCCAGCAACGAAGCCUCGACUACGGCUUCCGUGGAACUCAGUUCGGACAAGUCGUAGAUACUACGGUUUCAUGGCGUUGAACAGUACAUAUGUAAAUAGCGAUAGGUUAUGACCGUUUUUGUUUGUUGUUUGAGACCAGUGGUUCUCACUAAGACUCUUAUACCCUUCAUUACUUUACUUUACUUACAGGUUGCCUCAGAUUCCUACCCGUAGGCAAUGAGAUUCUUUUAAACCUUACAGAGAGACAAUAAAACCAUUCUUCAGAGACUGAAAUGCUUUAUAGGAAUCCUUGAGGAAGUCUUUAAAAAUUUAGGUACUUUUACAUAAAAAGUCUUAAGUCUCACUUAAUUUUUAGAGACUUAUGUAUCUCAAGGUAAAGAUUUUACGAUUAUCUUAAGACAGAGGUAUGUACCUUGAUGUAGUUGUUAACCAAAUUCCUUUCAGGCUAGGUAUCCUUUAACCAAGGCCUUUGUAAAAUACGCUAAAAUUCUUUCUCAGAAUCUAGAACCAUCACACUGUGUAAGCUAUGAUAUAAUAAGCCCAGGGAGUUUUCAGAUUCACAAUUUAUCACAUUUAUUAACAGGUCACCCCAUAAUCAUGGGCCUAGCCAGUGAGAGUGAAGGAAUGCUGUCAAGACAAUACAGAAAGUAACAAACAUAUUUAUCUCUUUCUUAAUAGACUCUACCUUGUAAAGAGAAUGUUGUUACAGAAACACCACUAUUUGUCUUGAUACUGAAGAAGAGAUUGCGUAAUAUUUUCCAGUGUGUAAAUAUUGGUAUGUCGUCCAUAUUUUGUCUUUUCUAUGAUAAUUUCUUGAAUUUGUGUUAUUGUCACCCUACCUGCAGUUUAUAUGCAGCAGCAUAUAUGUCAUUGCAAGGUAAAUCAAAUAUAUGUGUAUAUAUAUAUAUAUAUAUA
Messenger RNA from Macrobrachium nipponense, 2502 nucleotides. RefSeq lists its product as uncharacterized. Lineage: Eukaryota; Metazoa; Arthropoda; Malacostraca; Decapoda; Palaemonidae. The record is from RefSeq and is a predicted model, not a curated record. Bases 343 to 1644 code for a protein of 433 amino acids. The transcript has 13 exons.